AAUAGUUCGAAAUACAUUUACACUUUGGACAUCGGUUCCAUUGGUUUAUGUCACGGGUAACUAUGCGCGGUCGCAAUGUUCUGCAGUAAAAAUGCAGCCCAAUCAUUGUACCAGCUUCAAUAAUCAUUAAUUCCGAGUUUAUUUAUUUAUAAUUAUUUUUAAUUAUCAUCUUAAUUACAUCACACCUUUCCCAAUCUACACAACAUCAUGCAAAAAGACGGAGUAAGAUAUCGCCCUGGACGAAUUGGCAGACCAUUAGAGGAGGGAUACAGUAAUUUACCCAGCUCAAUUAAAAAAAAAUCAUCACUUUCAAAUGGCACCCAACAUCUUUUAUUUGCGUUGACAUUUUUUUUGUUAAUAUCGGUGACCGUAAUAGUAAUGGACAAACAUUUACCUGAAGGAAAACUAAUUAAGAAUGAGCACAAGUAUCCGGGUAAAUUUAUCGCCGAGAGGGCGAGAAACCACGUUGUCAAUUUAACGUUACUGGGACCUAGAGUAGCCGGUAGUUAUGCUAACGAAGUACGUGCUGUCAAUUACUUGACAGCUGUUAUUAAUGAAACUAUUAAACAAGCUAAUGAUAAUCAUAAAAUAGUUAUUGAUGUUACUAAACAUUCGGGUGCAUUUCCGCUUACCUUUUUGGAUGGUAUGACAAAUGUUUAUAGAAAUGUACAGAAUGUUAUUGUUAAAUUGGGCCCAAGGAGAGAUCCAGAACACAGUUUACUGUUGAAUUGUCAUUUUGAUUCAUUUCCUGAGAGUCCUGGUGGAUCUGAUGAUGGUGCUGCCUGUGCUGUUAUGCUAGAAAUUUUGAGAGUUUUAGCUACUAGCUCUAGAUACCUUAGACAUAAUAUUAUAUUUUUAUUUAAUGGAGCGGAAGAAAAUUUACUACAGGCAUCUCAUGGAUUUAUAACACAACACCCAUGGGCUAAAGAAGUAAAAGCUUUUAUUAAUAUAGAAGCAUGUGGUGCAGGUGGACGUGAAUUAUUGUUCCAAGCUGGUCCUGAUAAUCCAUGGAUUAUUGAAGUAUAUUCAAAAGAGGUCCCAUUCCCAUAUGCUUCAUCUUUAGCUCAAGAAAUAUUUCAAAGUGGAAUUGUGCCAGGUGAUACUGAUUACCGUAUAUUUAGAGACUUUGGCAAAGUAUCUGGUGUUGACUUUGCGUGGACGACCAAUGGUUAUGUCUAUCACACCAAGUUUGAUUCAGUGGAACAAAUUGCACUUGGAGCACUUCAGCGGACUGGUGAUAAUAUACUCGCAUUAACUCAGGGAAUAGCUACAGGAAAUUAUUUAGGAAAUCCAUUACUUCAAGAUCACGAUGGUAGUCUUGUGUUUUUUGAUUUUCUCGGAGCUUUUGUCAUACGAUGGCCCCAAUUUAUCGCCACUAUUAUAAAUAUUACCAGUAUAUUUAUAGGAGCUUAUUCAAUAUAUUUGAAUAUGAAAGUCACUCGUCAAGAGUUGAAAACUUCGACAUAUUUAAAGCAAAUAUUAAUUUGCGUCUCAAUAAUCUGUGCCUCAUGGAUAAUUUCAAUGGUGUCAGUAACAUUCAUUGCACUUAUUCUUACAAAACUUGAGAAAGUCAUGAGCUGGUACGCUAGACCAGCCUGGUUAUUUUUUCUUUACGUUUGUCCGACACUCGCAGUAUCUAUGCUCUUUUUUAUGUACGCAGCAAAUCGACAAAAACAGGUAAUUAGUACACCUUGGACCUUGUAUCAGUUAUACAGUGAUGCUUAUAGUGUAAUUUGGAUGUCAGUAUUGUUAGCUUGCAUUUUAUUAGAAAUACGUUCAGGGUUUAUACCAUUACACUGGGUAAUAUUUCCAGCAUUUGGUAAUAUUGUACGACAUAAUCUCUUUGAAAAAUGGAGAGAUUGGAAAUGGCUGUGUUAUCAAGUAGGAAUAUUAAGUUUGCCAUACAUGCAGUCAUUUUAUUUAUCAAUAGGCGCACUAUAUUUAUUUAUACCGAUAAUGGGCCGUAUAGGCGCUGGUACCAAUUCCGAAGUUAUAAUGGCUAACAUGUUGUCAAUAUUAUUCUGUUUCUUACUAAGUUUUACGAUGCCAAUGGUAAUAUUAAUUAAAAAUGCUGGACGUGUAAUAAGUGUGAUGAUAGGUUUAUUUUAUUUGUCAGUCGCAGUACUUAUAUUAACACCUCUAGGGUUUCCUUAUAGCGGUGAUGUUUCAUCGCCUGCGCCCCAACGAUUUAUGAUUGCGCAUACUCAAAGACAGUAUUAUGAUGUAGAUGGUAUGCUAAAAUAUUCAGGAACUGGAUAUUGGUUAGUAGAUUUAGAUAUGAAUUCUCCUCAUAGCGUUCAGUCAAUGGUACCUGAAAUCGGUGCUGUACUACCUACUAAUUUAGACUGCGAAGAGCAACUGUUUUGUGGGUUACCUUAUCUCGUACCAGUUAGAAGAUUUUUAUGGAAAACAAGUUGGAUACCUGGACCAGCUCCCACAAUUAAAAUUCCCACUCAAUUGGAAUUGGUGUCAAAAAUAUCAAGAAAAAAUACGACAACUUUAACGUUUAAUAUAACUGGUCCGGAUCAUAUAGGAAUUAUUUUAUCGCCUUAUCCAGGAGUGCAUUUAAAACAGUGGAAUGUUGUUGGUGGUGAUCCACUAGCAUGUCCCUCGUGGAAUGAUCGUGAAGUUUACUUUAUUUAUUACGCUUGUUCAUCCGACUGUGUUCCUUAUAAUUUUUCAAUAGUCCUUCAAGCUCCCGAAAAUUAUAAAGAACCCGUAUUAACUAUUGCCUUAGCCGGGCACUUUUUGCACGGAGAAAAUCAAAAGUCUCAAAAGUUUGAAAAAUUCCUAAAACAAUUCCCAUCAUGGACAGUAAUCACACCAUGGACUGCGUCUUAUACUUCAUGGGAAUUUUAAACGUGAUUCAUUUAUUUAUUCAAUACUUAUAAUUAAAAAAAAAAAUACAAAGAGAUAAAAUAAAGAGAAUAGAACUAUAGGAUUUUCGAUACAAUGUUUAUUGUAUUAAGUGAUAUUUAAAAUUUAUAAGUAACAGAAUAAUUAAAAUUAAUAAUUUAAUAAUAUACAGAAAUAAAAAGCACACUUAGACGGCCUAGAUUAAUUAGUAUUUCAAUAUUAAUGUAAAGUGACAUUUUGUCUGUAAUAUUUACUAUAAAUAUUUACACAAUUUUUUACUAGAACCAUCUUUACUAAAUGGUAAAUUUAAAAUAAUUAAAAUUUAAACUUUUUCAAUAGGUAUUAUAAUAAAAAUUUUCUUAUUAAAAAUUACAAACUCGUUAACGUAUAGUUAAUAAACGUAUGACGAGUUAAUUAGCCUGCAAAAUGUGCCGUAUUAAUAUUUAUAUAAAUUUAUUAGUAUAUUGAAUUGACCAAAAAAAAAAGGUUUAAAAAAAAAAAGUAAAAGUAAUUUUUUUUUAGUACUUUAAAAUUCGUGAUAGACACCAAACGAUAAUAAUUAUUAUAAAUAAUAAUAUAACACAAGUGCUGCAAUAGGUUUUAGUAUAAUUAUAUUAAUAAUAAUACUAAUAUUAGCUUCAGAUUAAAUUUUUACUGACUACUUUAUGCUCCAAAUAAAAUUAUCUCACCAUCUCGUGUAAUGUCAAAUAAAACUAUUAUAUAUAUAUAUUCGUAAAAUUAUGAAAAAAAAAAAAAAAAAAAAAAAUUAAAAUAUUACGCUGUAAAAAAUCGGGAGUGAAUUCGGAGUGAUUGCAAAUUUUAUUUCAAUCCAUAUUCACUCCGAUUUGGAGUUUUAUUAAAAUAAAUUCCCCUUCAAAGUGAAUUUAAUUCCAAGGGGAUUAAAUGAACGGCCACCCGUUCCGCAUUCACUCCGGAUUCAAUCCGCGUUCACUCCGAAAAUUUUUUACGGUGGAUUAAUAAAAAUAAAAUAGAUACUGAUCUAUUUAAUGCGCUUUCAGUACUCAAUAUGUUGAUGAUUAAAAUGAAUUUUUUUUUAUUAAUAAAUUUGUGAUUAAAUGA
Molecule: messenger RNA, 3936 nt
Organism: Microplitis demolitor
Lineage: Eukaryota; Metazoa; Arthropoda; Insecta; Hymenoptera; Braconidae
Product: endoplasmic reticulum metallopeptidase 1
Exons: 11
Coding region: 208-2859 (883 amino acids)
Biological process (GO): proteolysis
Molecular function (GO): metalloexopeptidase activity
Source: RefSeq, a predicted model, not a curated record